AACGUUUCGUGUGUGGAUUUGGUCCGACCCACUCACAAUACGCCUGCGAAACAUCUGACCGCGAACACAGCUACGUUUCGUUAUCGACAAAUCUCACUUCGCACUGAUCUGAUUUGUUUUUGUCGUUAACCUGCAAUUUAUUUAGCGGCUUGAUAAAUAUAUAUUUAUAUAUAUAUAAAUAUAUAUAUAAAAAACGUUUUCUGCCUGUGGGCUUGUCUCCACGCGCGAGCUAUUUGACACGUUUAAUUUCCAUCUGAUAAUUAGUAGCUCUUUUAAUAAGGCUAAUUUAGCUUUCCUUAUUUAGUAGUUAUUUAAACGCGUCCCAAAUGCUUUUCUCGGGAACAUUUAGUACGUAAAUCGGACCUUAUUCACAACAUGUAGAUAAAUGCGCGUGCUUUUCUAUCGCCUUGUGCUUUCAAUUCCCUUUUCGUGUCUGACACUAAAACUAAACGGACCCGUUUCGUCUCAUAAUAACCAGAAGCAUGGAGCACACCGGCUGCGUCAACAUCUGCAGUCUCACCAGCACCUUACCGGUGAUCCCGUAUCGGAAACUAACGGACUUGCACUACAUCAGUAAAGGAGGUUUUGGGACCGUGUUCAAGGCGCAGCACAGUGACUGGCGCACAACAGUCGCGAUCAAGUGCUUGAAACUGGAUUCACCGGUUGGGGAAAGGGAAAGAAAUUGUUUACUAAAGGAAGCUGAGGUUCUUCACAAAGCUAGAUUCAACCAUAUCAUCCAGAUCUUUGGGGUGUGCAACGAGCCAGAGUUCUUCUGCAUUGUGACAGAGUACAUGACCAAUGGAUCACUUGAUGAACUGCUACAUGAGAAAGAUAUGUACCCAGUGGUAGCCUGGACUUUGAGACUUCGUAUUCUUUAUGAGAUUGCUCUUGGGGUCAACUUCCUCCACAAUAUGAUCCCACCACUUCUACACCAUGACCUAAAAACUCAGAACAUAUUGCUUGAUGGAGAGUACCAUGUCAAGAUAGCUGAUUUUGGCUUGUCUAAAUGGCGUCAGCUCUCUAUCACUAAAGGGUCUAGCUCAAAACCUGCCGAAAUGGGAGGCACCGUCAUCUAUAUGCCACCAGAGGAAUAUGAGCCCUCCAAGAACCGUCGAGCUGAUGUCAAAUAUGACAUGUACAGUUACGCCAUCAUCAUGUGGGAAGUGCUUUCGAGGCGGAUACCAUAUGAAGAGGCCACCAACCCCAUGCAGAUCAUGUUCAGUGUUUUGCGAGGAUCUCGGCCUGAUACCAGUCUGGAUAGUCUGCCGGCAGACAUACCCAGCAGAGAGACCCUCAUUAACCUCAUGACCUGCGGCUGGACCACCAACCCUGAUGAACGGCCUUCCUUCCUUAAUUGUCUUAUUGAGCUGGAGCCCAUGUUGAGAAGGUUUGAUGAGAUUGAUGUCCUAGAAGCAGUGCUGACAAUCAAACGGACGAAAUAUAUGAGGCCACCAAAUGGCUGCUCAUCAACUCAUACAAAUGGAAAAAGAAUGGAGGAAAAGACUGUGAAGGAGCUAAAUGUCCCCUGGCCAGACAACAGUUCCACGUCUGGAUCAGGCUCCUACUCUUCCCAGGAAGCAGAAAUGUCCCAUCCGGGCUUCCUUACUAUAUCAAGUCCCUCUCAAGGUCUCUCAGCUGCUCCGGGUGUACCAAAGUCAUCAUUAAUGUCCCUUCCACUGGAUUCUCCAAAGCCUCUGGUGGACCACUGCUCUCGGAACAACCUAAGCCCUGAGUACCCGACGGGCCAGCUUGGGUCUGACUUCAACAUACCCAUCAAACCACAUACGCCCCAGACUGAGAGCGACCUUGCUCUUGCCAUACAGCCACUCACCCUGCAGCCACAUCCACAAGAUCUACCUACAGCAUUGGACUCUCAAGGUCCUGUCGCUCGCUGGAUCGCAUCAAGACGAGAGGACGUUGUGCUGCAGAUGACAGAGGCGUGUCUCAACCAGAGUUUAGAUGCUUUGUUGGCCCGUGAGCUGCUCAUGCGCGAGGAUUACGAACUGGUUGUUAACCAACCCACACGUACCGCCAAAGUGCGUAAGCUUCUAGACACCUGCGAGCGGCAUAACGAGGAUUUCUGCCAUGUAGUGGUGCGUAAACUCCAGGACAACAAACAGAUGGGGCUCAAGCCCUACCCCGACCUCAGCACCAGCAGCCCUCCACCUCCCUAUAGCGACCACAGCUCCCCUUUUCUCUCCAACUCCUUCAACAACACUCGAAACAUCUUCUGACCUUCUCCUAAUCUGACCCUCAAUCACUGCUUUUGAACUGGAGAAAUGUGAGUCCUCUUUUCAGUUUAUGAUUCCGCUGAAGGACGGUUCAUGUUCACAUGUGCUUACAUUAUUUGUGCUGCUUAGCCUUUACUUUGUGGGUCAGGACAAGUCUUGGUGGUUGAGAGGUUGGUACUCGUGACACUUUGUAUGGUAUGAACUUUUGAACAGUUGAAUACUAUGGCCAGCUUUGGUCAAAUGACCGCUUUGCCAUGGCAAGAUAGACUUAAAUGGAUAUAGUUUAGUACAGCUCAUGUUGACUAUUAGGUGGAGGCAUUGGCUUAACUUGCCUACAUUCUUGAUGAUUGUGGCUGUCCCACAAUGUCAUGUUUAAACUUGAAUCCACCUUUCAAAAGAAUCUGGUUUCUGCUACCUUGAAAGCAGUGAAACACUUAAAAGUGUAGUUCCCUCAAAAAUAUUUGUCAUAAUUUACUCACCCUCAUGUUUUUGAUUUUCUUUCUCAUGUGGAACACAAAAGGAGACAUUUUAAUAAAUAUUCCGAUCCGUCUUUUCAAAUACAGUGGCAGUGGAUAUAGUGACUCAAUUUAAAGCUUUAAAGAGGACCCAAAAGUAUCAUAAAAAUGCUCAAUGCUGCAUAGUCAUACAGGUUUGGAACAACAUGGUGAGUAAAUAAUGACAUACUCUUUGGGUGAAUUAACCCUAUAAGGAAUAAAUCCUUUCUCAUCAUUAGCAUCUUCCAUGCCAGCACAUUUUAUAAAAACGUUCAGUCCUAUGAGGUAAUGACUUUCCACCCUUUAAGGGAACAUCAGCAUAGCUGUGCGGACUUGAAGAAAAUUGUGUGACUCAGCAGAUUCUGUCUUCCUUUAUGUAAAUCAGAGCUUGUUUUUCUCACAGUGAGACUCAAAAAAAAGUCUGGCGGUUUUGACAGUUGUUUGUGUUUGAUGUGAUGUCAGUAGGGGUGGGCAAUAUGACCAAAAUCUUAUAUCCCGAUAUGAGUCAUUUUUGUCACGAUAACGAUAUAUAUCACGAUAUACUAAACGUUUUCUGGACAAUCAAUAAAAAUUGGUAUAUAUAUUAAAUAACCAUAUUGUAAUGCCUAUUUUUGGAAAUAUUUGUAUUAUUAGCUUAUUAUUAUUCUAAGUGUUGCUCAAGAACCUUAAAAUCUUCUCAAAGCAAUGCAACAAAGAAAAUAAACACUUCUUGAAGAAAAUAAAUAUGAAGAAAAAUUCACUUUUUGCAAACCAAAUGAAUUAAUAAAUAAAUGACCGAAUUAAUAUGGAGUUCAUCUUUUGGCUUUCAUAAUAUUCAGAUUGCUUUUAUUACGAGUGAUUAUGGUCGUGCAAAUUAAUUUUUUCUGCACCCGUUUUAAUAAGAAGCUCCUCUUCAUUUUCUUGACCUGUUUGGGAGUGAUCCCGUUCUGUGGAGAUUUCUUUCCCCAUUUGGGGUUUUCCUGGGUCUAAAUCCCACGCGUGUGAUCAUGGUGUGAUUAUAGGCACAUAAGCACAUAACUGUUAAUCAGAAGGUCGCUGGUUCGAUCCCCACAGCCACCACCAUUGUGUCCUUGAGCAAGGCACUUAAAUCCAGGUUGCUCCGGCGGGAUUGUCCCUGUAAUAAGUGCACUGUAAGUCGCUUUGGACAAAAGCGUCUGCCAAAUGCAUAAAUGUAAAUGUGAUCAGGCUAUGAGCUCUCCUGUCUCUGGAGCACAAAUAUUGGAAAGCCUGCUGGACUCACGCACGCACCUCGGAGCUCCAGAGACAGCACGCACCACAGUCACUUGAAACAUUCACGUGUCAGUUGAGAAGAAUAGUUUGCACUUUUAAAUGCCGGUAAAACACUGUCCAUGUGUCUUAAAUUCUCUGUCUCACGUGAAGCCCUGCCCACUGAUAGUUAAGGCCAUGCUGUCCACGUGGAUAUUUACAUAUCGCGAUAUACACAAUAUAGCAAAAUCUCUAUCGAUUGACUCUUUAUAUCAUCGCCACAAUAUAUAUCGUCAUAUAGCCCAGCCCUAGUGUCCAGGUGACAGUGCAAUUUGUUAAACAGUGUACAGAAACAGCUCACUUUCAUAAUAGUUUCUUCAGAGUUCUCUUUUAGGCUUUUAUAUCAGCUCCUUUUGGUUCAGUCUGUCGGCAUCAGCAGUAAAUUGGAGAAUUGACCACUCUUGUUUUCCAAAAGUAAUCUUUACCAGCUUAUCAUCAGAAAAGUUUGAUAUUGAGACAAUGUGAUGUGUCAGUCUUUCCUUGCUUUACAUGUUUUGGUAGUACUGUAGCAUUCUGUUCAUAAGCAAUACUAUACUGCAGAUACAAUGAAGUGGACUAUAUAAUGGAACGUAGUCUGGCCAAGGUCAACUUUGUAUUUGCAAAACCACACCCCAGUUAAAUUUUGCCAUUCUCAAAGCUUCAAGCAUUAAUUUAUUAAAGCAGGUAAGAAGUUUGCCUCACCUACCAAUCUUAUCGGGCGUAUACUUGGUCAUAAUUAGUCAUAAGUAUUGUGUCAUCUCUGCAGAAUGGUGAGUCCCACAGAAUGGUGAGUCCCACAGAAUGGUGAGUCCCACAAAAACAUUUGAAAAUCAAAAGAAAAUGUUACAUGUUUUUAGUCAUUAUGCAAAUGCAGCUUUUACCUUUUUUAAGGUGUUUUUUUUUUUUAUUGGGACUUUUACCUGACAUUAGUUGUCAUUAAAAUAAUGUCACAAUGCAGAAAAUCUUAAUGGUCCUAAAAUAGCCUCCAUUUUUGUCAAAUGUAAUUUUGCAUCAUUUUCUUUUGAUUUUGAUGUGAAAUAUGGCAUUGACAUGUUCUUGACCAGUUGCAUAAGAUUCACCCAGCCUGAUAUGCACUGUAUUUAAUGCGGUAGCCUGUGCCACUGACUCCAUAUGUAGAACAGUUUACAGCACUUUCCAUACAUGUAAUAGACUUAAGCAUUAAGAAACUAUAUGAAAUAUACAGAGGUUACAUCACCACAGCUGGGUACAUUUUCAAAAAGUCUUCUUGACGCGUUUAUCAAGGAACUCAAGAACAAGUAAUACCUGACAAACGUUUUUGCUACUGUUUAUACAACACAGUUGCAUGUUCAGACCAGCAGUUUUCCACUUUGGUUCUUGAAGAUUUGAUUCAAAAUGAAUAUGCUUCCGUUAAGUCUCAUGCCAAGUGUUAUUAAGUUAAAAGUUAUUUUAGAAACAAGCAAUGCCCUGAGUUGGCACUGUAAAUACAGGCUCUACUUAUCUUUAAGCAGAGCACAAAUAUAAAUUCCUGAUAAUUAAUUAUAUUUGAGACUGCUUUGAUUUUCAUUUUGUCGUGUCAACUCAAAACACAGUCUACAGACUGAGCCAACCUUAUGCUUUUAUGAAUCAAGUCUUCGAGAAACGUUUGGCCUUUUCAGUCUUUUUUUUUUUUUUUCAGUGUUGAAUUCAUUAAAAAGGCUUUGAAAUUCCUGUGAUAUUGAUUUUUGCACGAUGCUUCGCUGUAGAUGAUCCCUCUGGGCAAACAGAGUCAGUUUUAGAGACCUUUUGUAAGCUGCAAUUUUGGGCUUUGGAUUUCCUUCGGUCUAAUGCAGAGACAAUGGUAGAAACUGAGUCAUGGUGUCAAAAGACACCAGUCUUGUCUUUUGUUGAUCAGUUGUUUUCAUUGAAUUAGAUCUCUAGGAAUUACUUUUUUUAUUACAGAUAUUAUUAUUAUUGUAUUAUUUUUUGGUACCAGUUACAAUCAAGAGUGUGUACAAACUGUUCUUGUUUUGAAUAUUUAUUUAUAGAGUCAUGGCUAACUUUUAGUGAUUAUUGACAUGUAUCUUUAAUGUUUUUUAAUAGGCUAUUGUAUUUUUCCAUAUAGCUUUUCAUUUGAACAUGUCAUUAUAAUGUUUCAAAGUGCUGUGCCUCUGAAUGGCCGAAACAGCCUGUAAUGGUCUGGGUGCAGACGACGCUGCGUGUUAACACUUUCAGUCAUAUCACAUUUUUAAAUGUUAUUUAAAAUCACACCAGUUACCAUUUUAGUUGCAAUGUCUGUACUGCUGAUAUCUACCAGUGUUCAUUCUUGCCUUUGAGCUGUUAGAUUGACGACAAAUGUCUUGUCAUCAAAAAUGAAAUAUAAAAAGACAAUAAUGUAUAGCUUAUGUAGCAGUGUACAAGUAGCAGUUCUCUGGUUCUAUGUGAUGAGGGACUUCCACAAAUGUUAAACGUUGAAGUGUUAUUAAAAUGUGUAGAAUUUCCUGAAUAUGUUUGUGUGUUGUCUUAUUUUGUGUUACUUGAUGCGCUCUGAACUCUGCCAGAACUCCGUGUACACAAUAACAGGUACUAUUACAG
Messenger RNA from Xyrauchen texanus (razorback sucker), 6523 nucleotides. Its product is annotated as receptor-interacting serine/threonine-protein kinase 2-like. Gene Ontology annotation, biological process: protein phosphorylation; positive regulation of apoptotic process; positive regulation of canonical NF-kappaB signal transduction. Gene Ontology annotation, molecular function: ATP binding; JUN kinase kinase kinase activity. The record is from RefSeq and is a predicted model, not a curated record. The transcript has 11 exons. Gene Ontology annotation, cellular component: cytoplasm. NCBI's taxonomy places the organism in Eukaryota, Metazoa, Chordata, Actinopteri, Cypriniformes, Catostomidae. Bases 483 to 2234 code for a protein of 583 amino acids.